Messenger RNA from Stylophora pistillata, 4739 nucleotides. RefSeq names its product C-Maf-inducing protein. The record is from RefSeq and is a predicted model, not a curated record. Lineage: Eukaryota; Metazoa; Cnidaria; Anthozoa; Scleractinia; Pocilloporidae.
UUCGUUUUUCGAGUAGAAAAUUCUGAAAGGAGUGUGGCCGGUGGUAAAUUUAUUGAUGUAAAAUAUGUCUCUCCACUGGUUCAUUCUACGGUAUAAGUGAGCUAAAUAUCGAAGUGACUGCGAAGUAAAAGUGUCUGUGAGUUUACUGUCGGACGCCUUGGCAAUCCACACAGCCAUGGCUGUGGCGAUAGCGAAUGGAGGACAACAGCGACCGCAACGUCCUCAAAGAUGUAGUACGGGAGCAGGACCAAAAUUCAAACUGAUCCACGAAGGAGACAUUCAAGUUUGUCGCUUAAACCAUAGCCGAACUUUAAUCAGCAAAGUGUUAAGUUCCAAAUUUCUAAGAAGAUGGGAAGCACAUCAUGUUUAUUUGGGAGACUUCCAAAUGUAUUCCGCCACGUGUGCAGGUUUCAUGGAAUGUCCCCUGUCUUAUCAAGAAAUACUGGAUGCAUAUACUGUGAACAGAUGGGACACUGGCCAACAUUUCUGCAUUAGGGUCACAAUUCCAGAUGGUUCUGUAUUACUUAAGGCACCCAAUGCAUAUCUGAGAGAUCAAUGGCUUCAUUCAUUGAAAUGGAAGGUUAACCUGUUAAGAUAUAAAAGACUUAUAUCAAAAUCCAGCGAUCCUGAAGCAUUAACAAAGGAGCUCACGGAACUUGUACUUUUCUCACUAACCACACCAAUACAAGAUGACGUUAUAUUUACUGUUCCUUUGGAGAUGGUUUCAGAUAUCCUUGCACAUCAUUUCAUCUCAUUUUCUGAUGAGGAACAAGAAAACUUAAUAGUGGCACUUGCACCUGUUCUGGAAUAUGUUCAGCCUUCCCCUGAAGUUUGUGCUUUCUUUAGUAAGCAUUGCAAGGGCCAACUUUAUAAUAAUGAAGUAUUAGAUGUCUUCCUCCCAGCUGUUCACAGAAUUCUUAAACAUAACAUGGAUUUUGGAAAAUAUCCACAUCUCAGAAUGUUUGUACAAGAUUAUAUUUAUACAUUGUUUUGCAAAGAUUUUGCAGAUGUUGUCAGAGAGUUUGUAGAGAGUGUUCACAGUCCAAGUGCCACGUGUCCACAUCCACGUGUCCUUCCAAAUCUAGUUGCAGUUGUCCUCUCUGCUGUUUAUUCCACAUUCGAUCAAAGUGACAAGUUGCUUGUCAAGUAUGAAGAAAUCAACACAAAGUUCCUGCUCUGUUUCAUGACAGUGAUGGACACCAUAGCACAGUUUGAAGACUGGAGGCCAAAUCUCUCAACACUUCUACAGCCCAUACCCUUCCCAAAAGAGGCUCUCAAGAACGAGACAUUCGUACUGUAUAUCAGUGCAGUGAUAAAAGCGUUUGCAGAAGAUCAGCGGUGUGAGGUCCAUCAGUCCAUUCUUCCCGUCAGAAAAGGCAAAGAUGGCUGGAUUGACAUCAUCUGCCCAGGAGGAGUCUCCUGUUUUGAUGAAGGACAUUUUUUCUCUCACGUGAUGGGUCGCUUACUAAACUGUUGUGGGAGAAGAAAGAAGAUUCUUUUAGAUCUCAAGGAGUCCAUGCUUGGCCCCUUCAUGCUGCUUGCGUUGCGAGGUGACAGCAGCUUUAUUCAGACUUUGGCAUUCAUGUUAGAAGUUGAGGUUCUGCAAGACGAAAAUGAAAAAUUACAGAUCAUUUCUACACUAGAGAGCACCGAAGAGGGCAAACUAUGUUACGAAGCUCUGUGUCAGAAAAAAGCCAAGUUCAGACAAAUGCAGGAGAAGGGUGGACCAACGGUACUUACCCUUCCCACCAAAUCAACGGAUGAUGACUUGGCCCGUCUUCUCAAGUCUGGUUCCUUUGGUAACCUUCAGAGCCUAAACCUUGCCUUCACGCAUGUAACCAGUGCUUGUGCUGAGUAUUUGGUUCAACUGCCAGCCCUGUUACAUUUAAACCUUUGGUCCACACAGUUUGGUGAUAAAGGCUUGCACAUGGUGGCAGAGCAGCUACACAACUUAGAGUCACUGAACCUGUGUGAGACGCCCGUGACGGAUGACGGACUGUCAUCCCUGGUGAUCAUGUCCAGCCUUCGAAAUUUAAACCUGAACAGCACCAGACUCUCACCAACAACAUACGAAAAACUCAAAAAAUUACCAAGGCUGGAAGAGAUCGAUGUUCGGUACACGGAUGUUUGACUUUUGGUGUACCUCUUGUUUGCACACAAAACAGUAAAUGCAUCCGUGACCUUGUCACGCAAUCAGUUGUACUCUCCUCCCCUCAAGUUUCCAAAGCUCAGUGAGGCUGUGUUGACAGUUCGACCAUAAUUAUCAGUGGAGGACUACACGCGUGUACUUUCUUAACAGAUCACCGAUCAUGUAACAUAGUUACCGUAUUUAGCUUUGAAACUAGACAGUAGUCUCGAACUUGAUUUUUUUUUAUCACAUUCAAGACUUGAGUAGAUUACAUUCUUAAAUAAGUUGUUCACACAUCGGCUACAGAAAUUACUAAUUUCAGAAACUAGAUGUACAGAGAUCAAUUUAUCUGUGAUGGUGUGGUACUGUGUAGCUGUAAAUUGCUGUUUGUCGCAUGGGAAUAUUAUGUUCCCACCAAAAUUCGCAAUUACCUUUUACAUUUGCAAUGCACGUGAAUCCUCUCCUUUUCAAACUAAUUUUGUUCCUUUUUGUUUGGUCUUAACAUUUUGUGAUAUUUUAUUUUCGUACUAAACUAACAUGUUGCGGACCUAUUCAAGAGAGAAGUGACGAGCGAAUGAAAAAGUCAAGACUUUUGUGUUUUGAAUUGGAAGAAUGCAUCAUGCGUUGGCCCUCAGCUUUUUAAAAAUCUUUAUUAAAUAUGCGCUCGCUCGUAAGUAGUUAUUUUAACUUGUUUUCGGUUUUCGUUAGAACCUUGACUUCAUCUUGCAAAGGGAAUUUGAAAUUCGCAUAAUUUGGAAAGACACAGCUGUAUUGAGACGAGUUAAUUAUCUUUCAGGACUUCUCCGAUUUGUGGGAGAAGAGGGUGGGAGAGGGGGAUCGGGGGGUUUAGGCAACAGACUGGGAGCCAAUUUCGUUUUGUCUCCCACGUCCUGUUCUUUUGUGUAAAUUUUGCGCCCGCGAUAAUGCCACCGUGGCGUUCAACGUGGAAUUAUUGUGAUAAGUUCCGUGGCUCGAAUUUAAGAGUAGUGUUUUAGCACGUAAAUUAUUAUUGCCAAUUUAAAUUAUAUGAAGCUCGCCUAGUGGGACUCAAUUGGGAUAAUGGAGAUAUAUGAAAGGGGUGUACAUUAAUUAAGUUAACUAGAGCUUAUAGAACCUAUUGCUUAAAGGAUACUGCAUGUUUCUCUUGCAAAUGUGUUUUUUUUUUUUUUUCUCGCAUGGGGUAGGCAAUUUAACUUAAAUUAAGCGCUAUCGUGGUGUUGAUUUAUUUUCAAUUGAUACAUCGCCUGUUGUUUCCUGAGGCUGAAUGAAUGCAAAAGGUGCAAACGAAGAGUAGGUGUUGUUGGGUAGAUAUAUUUUACCCUCAGCAGUACUGGGAAUUGUAUUACAUUGACGUCCAAGACUCAAGAUUAAUCUUGGAUGCUGUCUGCCCACGUUAAAUGACAUAUCUCGCAAAAUGUGUGCAUUUUUAAAGCUGAAAAUAGUUUUCUGGUUAUUUAGUGGUGAGAGAAAGUUAGACGGAUAUAUUCGUACACCUAGUAAGUCCGCCUUCAAAAGAUAUCGUUUUGAAUGCGCUAAAAAUGCCUUGCUACACAGGAAAUAAAAAGAGCCAUGAAGUUCUUAGGUUGCAGAAUUAGAGAAGUUAUUCGGCUGUAAACCCUUGUGAACAGCAAACAUUUAGGAUAGCGGUAAAAUUCAUUUCUUUCUAUGAAAGCCUUGUGUACAAUACAGAUAACAAUGUAACUUUUUAGAGAUAGGGUUACUUUCCACUUUCUGUGGUUUUUGUUUAUAUAAGGAGUAAGAGCAUAUCAGCGAAAAGAGCCACAUUUCUUGGUUUUUCUACACCAUCUUCACAGAUAAUGAGACCAAAUGUGACGUUCUUUUCGUCGUGAAAUGUAGCUUUUAAGGUGCACGGUUUGUUGUGGUAGUACGGACUUCUGAAGUCUUGCCGACGUUGUAAUGAGAAGUUUGGAUGUAAGAUAGGCGCAUGUACACUUAUAAGUAUUAGUGAAUGUAAAGCACAACGUUCUAUAUUUAGGUGGUAGGGUGGUAAUUUCGCUCCCAGAAGCCUCGUCACCCUGUUUGGCUAGCUGCUCUCGGUUUGCUGGGAAUUACUCAAGGUCACCGUUUGACCACUUUCCUAGCUGUAGUGUUGUUAAAAUUGAUAAGUUAAACACCUUUAUGCCAUUAGCCAGUCAGAAGCUACCAACCUGUGUGGCGCCUCAGACAUCAGACUAUCAACAUUAUUAAGCACCCACGAUGCUUUUCUCAAUUCUUCCGGAGACUGAGAAACCUCCAUUACAAAUGAAACAUUACUUUUUCAGAAACCACCACAAUAUCUAAUCAACAGUUAAUUAUAACAUAGAACGCAGGUGAAAGCUUAGUUUGUUUAAAAAAAGGCUAUAUAUUGUUUUGUUCCAAGAGAUGCGAACUUAUAUAUAAAUAUCAUAGAGAGUACCUUUGUUUUGUACAUAAAAUUUACUUCCCAAGGUUAAUUAAGUUUCAUCUAUGUACAAAAGCGUAAUGUGUAAUGUUCUUUUUUUUGUUCAUGGCCUGUAAUUGUGUACGAGACACGAAUUUAAGCGUAACUGGUAUAAAUUAUAACUUCUGUUCCAUGUGUUGUGAAUUAAAAGUACUGUCUUGAGUAUCUGUG